Molecule: messenger RNA, 671 nt
Organism: Paramecium tetraurelia
Lineage: Eukaryota; Ciliophora; Oligohymenophorea; Peniculida; Parameciidae
Exons: 4
Molecular function (GO): lipid binding
Source: RefSeq, a predicted model, not a curated record
AUGUAAGUAAAUUACGAAGCUAUCAUUGACGAGGCUAAAAACAAAAUGAUGAAGUGGCAGGAAAUAAAUGAACAGAACAUGUGGGAAUUAUUUUCGAACAAAGAAGGAUACAUUGUAUAUACCAAGAAGAAUCCAGAAAAUGGUAUCAAUAUGAAUAGAUCUCAAACGGAAAUUGCCAGAACCCCCGAGUAGAUUCUAGAUUUGGUUGCUGAUGUCAAUAAACGACCAUUAUAUGAUGAAAAGGUGGAAACUGCUCAUGUGGUUGAAUAAAUAGAUGCCAACACCAGAGUUAUUUAUGUGAGAAUCAAACCACCCAUCCCAUUCAUGAGUAGCAGAGAUCUAGUUAUGGUUUAGAAGGUUUAUAAACAAAAUGACGGAGUUUAUAUUGUAUGCUCUAAGUCAAUUAUUCAUCAAAAGACUCCUGCAAUUAAUAAAGUCGAAAGAGCUGAAAUGCAUCUCAGUGGCUGGAUCAUCAUUCCAUAAUAAAAUCAAAUGACUAAGAUUGUGACUCUCUAAUGUUUUGAUCCAAGAGGAGACGUACCCACUUCAGUCACCAAUCAAUAUGCCAAACUCUAAACAGACAUGAUGAAGGCUGCAGUCAAGUACAUUGCACUUAAUUAUAAAUGAUUCACAAUAUUAACAUAAUUAAAUCAAUUCAUACAAUUAUUCUA